AGAGCCUUCCUGAUGUAUAUAUGCAGGUAGGAGAACUCAAUCAGUCCUUUGACACAGUAAUAUAAUAAAACUGAUUUGAAGAACAGCAGUUCUUAUUUUUCUACUCUCUUGUGGGAAUGAGUUGCCAAUCUUUUACUUCGGCUGACACCUUUAUUCCUCUGAAUUCUGACGCUUCUGCAACCCUGCCUCUGAUAAUGCAUCACAGUGCUGCCGAGUGUCUACCAGUCUCCAACCAUGCCACCAAUGUGAUGUCUACAGCAGCAGGACUUCAUUAUUCUGUUCCUUCCUGUCAUUAUGGAAACCAGCCAUCAACCUAUGGCGUGAUGGCAGGCAGUUUAGCCCCUUGUCUUUACAAGUUUCCUGACCAUACCCUGAGCCACGGGUUUCCUUCCUUACAUCAGCCUCUCCUGGCUGAGGACCCCACAGCCCUGGAAUUCAAACAGGAACUCAGGCGGAAAAACAAAUUGGUGGAAGAACCAAUAGACAUGGAUUCUCCAGAGAUCCGAGAACUUGAAAAGUUUGCCAACGAAUUUAAAGUGAGAAGAAUUAAGUUAGGAUACACCCAGACAAACGUUGGCGAAGCCCUAGCAGCUGUACAUGGCUCUGAAUUCAGUCAAACGACUAUCUGCCGUUUUGAAAACCUGCAGCUCAGCUUUAAAAAUGCGUGCAAACUAAAAGCAAUACUAUCCAAGUGGUUGGAGGAAGCUGAGCAAGUAGGAGCUUUGUACAAUGAAAAAGUGGGAGCAAAUGAAAGGAAAAGAAAGCGGAGGACAACAAUAAGUAUUGCAGCUAAAGAUGCCCUGGAGAGACACUUUGGGGAACAGAAUAAACCUUCCUCUCAAGAGAUCAUGCGAAUGGCUGAAGAACUGAAUCUUGAGAAAGAAGUAGUCAGAGUUUGGUUUUGCAACCGAAGGCAGAGAGAAAAACGGGUGAAAACGAGUCUGAACCAAAGUCUGUAUUCUGUCUCUAAAGAGCAUCUUGAGUGCAGAUAAGAUUCCCUGCGGUGUACUAACCAUUUGUGCCCUACUUUUAGUUACUUAGUUGGCUUCAGAAAUAUUUUAUACCAAUAACUUCUGCAGCUUUUCUGUUCUACUUU
Messenger RNA from Castor canadensis (American beaver), 1096 nucleotides. RefSeq names its product POU class 1 homeobox 1 (gene Pou1f1). Gene Ontology annotation, molecular function: RNA polymerase II cis-regulatory region sequence-specific DNA binding; DNA-binding transcription factor activity, RNA polymerase II-specific. Gene Ontology annotation, biological process: regulation of transcription by RNA polymerase II. The record is from RefSeq and is a predicted model, not a curated record. Lineage: Eukaryota; Metazoa; Chordata; Mammalia; Rodentia; Castoridae.